Klebsormidium nitens is the source of this 2577-nucleotide messenger RNA. The record is from the annotation of a GenBank genome assembly. Lineage: Eukaryota; Viridiplantae; Streptophyta; Klebsormidiophyceae; Klebsormidiales; Klebsormidiaceae.
AUGGAAGAACCCCUGCCCGGGGCUUUCCACCGGGACAUUGCUGACGGGGACCAAAGACUUCUGGAUGAGCUGGAGAGCCUGCGGAAAGAGAACCUGCUGUAUGCAGAAAAGCUCAGCAAGGUCAACUCUGAGAACGUAGCGCUCUGGGACCAGGUCGCCACCCUCAAGCGCAUCCUGCUAGAGAACCGCAUUCCCUUUGCCCCUCGCACCGCAAACGGUGCUUCCAAAGCCUUCCAAAUCCCCUCCCGCCGCAACAGCAACGAUGGAGGCAGAAUCUCCGAUACUACUGCAUCUCGACGGGAGAGCCUGUCGUCGCGCGAGAGCCGGUUGUCGGUCAGCAGCGGGGGGACGGAACGGGCAGAGGAGUUGUCCCCCCAGAGCGGCGGCGCCAAGGAUCCGGGGCAGUUCCCCCCGAUCAGAAAAGCGCCAAAUAAGGAGCUCACUUUUUCAAUGGGGGACCUGUCACCGAUUGGGGAGCUGACUCCGUCGGGAACCCCGCUGCCGGGGGGGGUACCAAAAGAGUCUCCUCCUGCGGGGGUCACCAAAAGCAGGCUGCCGAGGCCCCAGGAGGGGGGGCAUUCAUCUGCUGCCAGCACGCCUAACGGACACCCCCCACAAGACUCACCGGGGAGCUCUUCCGAUGCAGCGGGGAAGGGGCGGACGUCUUCUUGGAAAGGAUUCCAGGUCAGAGGCAGCGCAAAGAUUCAUCCUUUGGGGGGGGAUGAGGAGGUGGCUGCGUCAACAAGGGAGGGCCGGGGGGUAGAGCAGCAUGUUUCUCACACUUCGGGGGGAUCGAGAUUGCUGGGUUUGCGGAGGGGAACGAAGUCGAAGCUCAACUUCAAGGAGCUUUGGCGAAGGGCGGCGCACACGGUGGUCAGGAACAAGCAGAUGGGAAAGACCGCAGUGAAGUGGACGAUCGUCAUCGACCAGGUCAAGGCACAGCAGAACACUUACUUGGCGUCCCUCCUGCGACCAGUUUCGGCGGACGGGCGGUUUCGAAAGUCCUGGGACCUCUUGCUGACGGUUUGUCUAGUCUACAUCGUGAUCGUGGUCCCGUACACGGUCGCGUUCAACAUCUCAAGCGAUCACAGAGACCAGCCCGGGCUGUACGCGAUCAACUGGAUACUCGACGUCGUCUUUUUCCUAGACAUACUAGUCAACUUCCGGUCGACCUAUACAACCGGUCGAGGGAAGGAGGUGCGCGACCAGAAGAAGAUCGCGGUGCACUACCUCAAGACGUGGUUCGUGCUGGACGCGAUCUCGGUGAUGCCGCUCGCUUUCAUGGUGCCGAGCAACAGCGCAAACCACAACCUGCAACGGCUGCCGCUGCUGCUCAAGAUAUUCCGCCUGAACAAGCUCGUCAAACUGUUGCGGGUGCUGCGGCUGAGUUCGACGUUCGAGGCGCUGGAGAACCACGUGCCACACGGGCUGCUGACGAUCAUCAAGUUCUUCAUGCUAAUGGUUGUUAUCGGCCACGUCACCGCGUGCCUCUUCUACUUCAUGGCUGUCGUCGACAAUCUGAACCCCAGGUCCUGGCCUGCUGAGGAAGGGGUAAUGAACGACAGUGACCUCAGCAAGUACGUCAUCAGCCUGUACUGGGCCUUCUCCACGCUGUGCACGGUGGGCUACGGGGACGUCGUGCCCAACACGACGCUCGAGCGGAUCUUCACGAUCUUCGCCAUGCUAGUUGGGGCGACCGUCUUUGCGUACUUCAUGGGUAACAUGUCGGUGCUGGUAGCGAACUUGGACCAGGAAGCGGCGCGCCAGGAGCGACAGAUGGAGAGCGUCAACUCGUUCCUGCGCUCGCGCCACAUCCCGAAAGACCUCCAAACGCGCGUGCGGGACUACUACCGCUACCUGUGGCGGCACCAGGUGCACAGCGAGGAGAACAUGAUCAUUACUGGUCUGAACGCCAGCCUUAGAACGGACGUAGUGCUUUACAUGUAUAGAGACAUGUUAGAAAAGGUCCCUUUCUUCCACGGGAAGCCCCCCCAGUUCAUCUCGUCCCUGGUCCUCUGCCUGCGCCCCGAGUACUUCGGCCCCGGCGACUUCAUCAUGCGCGAGCAUGACAUCGGCAAAGACAUGUACUUCAUCGUGGAGGGCCACGUGCACGUUCUGAGCGCGCGCGCUGGAACAUUUGUCAAGAAACAGGGGGAGUACUUUGGGGAGAUGGCGCUGAUCACCGGGAUGAGGAGAAGCGCUUCCUGUACCGCGCAGACGUACUGCGAGCUGUACAGCCUGAGCAAGGAGAACCUAGAACGGGUCCUCCAGGACUGGCCCGAGAUCGCGCGCGAAUUUUACAGCGAGGGCCUAGCCCGCAUGCAGGACGCGGGGCUGACGCCCAAAUCGAGCACGGCCUUGCAAGCGGCGGCCGUGGAGGAGCAGCGCGCGCUCACAGGCGCGCGGGGGCGGCGACGGACGGGCGACGCGGCCGCAGCGUUAAUAGAUGCCGACGAGUCGUCGUUCCGGGCCGCGCUGGUCGGGAGUCCGUAUGGCGCGAUCGGGGUGUCCGAGCGGAGCCUUGUGGAAGGAGGAGACGCGCAGACGAGACACCGGGGGAGGCGAGAAGGGAGAUAG